UGCAUGUGCUGCUCCCAUCCGGCACGGGAUCGAAGGCCGUAAAUAUCCCGGCACGAUUUCUUGUAACAGGGCCUCGUUUCCGUCCCGUCUCAUCUCUCAACCUCUCACUCUCCGUCUUUCGGAGCAACAAGAGGGUUGAAGGUGGACCUAGAGAGGCAGAGUUGGAGGCGGCGUGUACGGAGAACGACCGGGAUUUGUCUCAGGAGGAGGAGGAGGAGGAGGAGGAGGAUGGCCGACAAAGCGGCGGUGGGAGUGGCGGACGACAUGGGGGAGAGCAUGCAGUGCGUGGACCACCCGUACCGUAGCAAUCCGGGCGGGGUGUGCGCCAUCUGCUUGCAGGAAAAGCUGGGAAAACUGGUCUCCUCCUCCAAGUCCACCCCUUUCCUCCCCCUCCAGCCCUCGCCUUCCUCCUCCACCUCCUCCCGCACCUCCUUGUCCGAUGUCGGCGCUGGGUCUGGCGGUGCCGCUGGGCUCGCCUCUGUCUAUUCACGCCACGGCGCGAUCGUGGACGACGGCCGACGGACGAAGUUCCCUUACCUGUCAGCUGACUAUAGCAAGAAGAAGAAAGGCAGCGGCGGCGGCGGAGGUAGUUACGCGAACGGCGCAAGGAAGUUGGUAUCGAAUGGAACUGGUCACGCUACCGCUUCCGCCGUGAUGGCUAACGGCGGGGGGUUGGUUUUGAAACGGAGCAAGUCUGUGGCCACGAGGACGUCCGGAUCGUCCCUUGCGCAGGUUGGUGUUGGCCGCGGUAAUGGAGACGCCGCCAUCGCAGAUAGUCCUCGGAAGAAGAGCUUCUGGUCUUUCCUCUACCACUCUUCUGUUUCUUCCACCUCCAACUCUUCUUCCUCUGCUGCCAAUGGGAACAGCAACAGGCGCAGAUCCACCUCAUCCUCUUCGGGGGGAGGGUGCGAAGGAGAAGUCAACAAGCAGCUGCAACCGCCGUCAAAUAAGUUGGAAGCAGCGACCGCCAGGCAAUCAGGGGAAAACGGUGGCGUGGAGGAUGCCGAGAGUCCAAGCGGCAGCCAAGCGUCAUCCUCAUUCGGAAGGAAGGUGUCGAGAUCCAGGUCAGUGGGAUGCGGCAGCAGAAGUUUCUCGGGCGACUUCCUUGAGCGCAUCUCCACGGGCUUUGGUGACUGCACGCUGCGGAGGGUGGAGUCCCAACGCGAGGCCAAGCCCAAGACCGCCCUCCAACUCGACCACAAUAAGAGCAACGACGACGACCCACAACAUAUGUUGAAGGAGAGGAUCAAAUGCGGAGGUUUCUUCCCGGGAUUCGGGAUGAUGUCGGCCUACUGGCUCUCCCCUGCGCCUCACGACGACGACUAUGACACCGGUAGCAGGGUCUCGGCCUCAACCCCUGCGUCGAAAGCAAGCGUCGCGCCUCAUGUGCGAACCAGGACCUGGAGCUUUGCCUUCGCCAGCCCAAUGAGAGCCUUCCGGCCUUAUUCUUCCUCCUCCAGGUCGCUGUACACCAACGCCGGCACGUCUACUGUGCCGGCGACCAACUUCAUCUCCUCGAUCAAUGCCAGCAACAAGAUAAUCAAUGGCCACGGAGGCGGUGGCAACCAAAGCAAGCUUGGGGGUGAAACAUCCUUCCUCGCCGUGCAGAGCUAGUUCAUCCCUUCCGUUCGAUCACCCGAUAACGUCUACAUUUGCUCGUCUGUUUUACUCUUAUUUACAAGAACCAGCUCCAAGUCUCCAGUGCUUUUUCACGCUCGCCCCAUUUUGUUUUCGACAUCAGUAGACUGUACUGCUUUGUAUUAAAUCGUGUUUUUAUGCAAUUGUUUGGUGAAAACCA
This is a messenger RNA of Zingiber officinale, 1798 nucleotides long. RefSeq lists its product as uncharacterized. The coding region runs from base 229 to 1614 and encodes 461 amino acids. The transcript has a single exon. The record is from RefSeq and is a predicted model, not a curated record. NCBI's taxonomy places the organism in Eukaryota, Viridiplantae, Streptophyta, Magnoliopsida, Zingiberales, Zingiberaceae.